CGUGUCACGGGGGUAUAAGCCAUUCCUUGCAGGUGUACAAGCCAUUGCUUACGCGCUUAUAGGCCAUUGAUGAUAAAUGUUUCCGACAUGAUGUUGUGUAUGCUGUAUGCGUGACUAGAAAGAAUGCUGGGACGCCAUGGCGGACGGCAACGGUCACAACUUCUCCACCUUUGACCGCGACAACGAUUUGCAUGAAAUCAACUGUGCGGCCUGGUAUCGAGGAGUGUCGAAUCGGUGCGGCGUUUAAGAUGGCGAGCCACUUCAUCAUCUUCGGUGUCGUGCUGACCACCUCGAUCGUCGUCGUGCACUUUGAGGAAGCGGGUGCAUCACCACAACCCCUGCCUGAGGCGGAGCAAAACCUGCGAGGGAUGGAGAAUUUACUACGCUAUAUGAGCGCAAGAAGGCGCCCUCGGCAGUGCAGCGAUCUCUUGCAAGCUGGUCAGCGAAAUGAUGGCGUGUACACAAUAUACCACAAGGCAGCUGCUCAAUCAGGACAGGACGUCUACUGUGACCUCACAACUGACGGCGGUGGCUGGACGGUAAUCCAAAGGCGCGGACAGUUCGGAAACAGGGUUUUCCACUUCUACCGUAAUUGGACAGAAUACGCGCAAGGCUUCGGCAGUGCUAGUGAGGAGUACUGGAUUGGAAACUACGCCCUGCACGCCCUGACGUCCGGCGAAGAAAACGUGACUCUUCGCGUAGUGCUGAGGAACACCACAAAAGACAGCGCCUUUAUCUACUACAACACUUUUCGUGUGGCGAAUGAAGAUGAUUUGUUCAUGCUAAAAGUGGGAGACUUGAUAGGUCCACAAGGUUGGGACGCAAUGAGGCACAGCGAUGGUCAAAAAUUCUCCACCUUUGACCGUGACAAUGAUGCCGGCAACAACAACUGCGCGGCAGCAUACCGAGGAGGAUGGUGGUACGGCAACUGCCACGCGUGCAACCCGAAUGGUCUCAACCUCAACGGCCUUCACGAGAGCUACGCCGACGGCAUCGACUGGAGCGUGCGAAACCACGAAGGCCGCUUGUACCACUAUUCCUUCCCCGCUAUGAUGAUGAUGAUCAGGCCAGCGCGGUUGAUACAGGGCAAGGAGAGUGAGCUGAAAUUUUUCCCAUCAUCGUAAUGUUGGAAAAAAAAUUGUCAGAAGAAAAUUAAAACAAAUAAAAUACCUUAAC
Molecule: messenger RNA, 1176 nt
Organism: Dermacentor andersoni
Lineage: Eukaryota; Metazoa; Arthropoda; Arachnida; Ixodida; Ixodidae
Source: RefSeq, a predicted model, not a curated record